AUGGGACGACGAAAGCUGCCUUCAAUACCAACGCAACGUGCGGAGAAGGUCAGCGAGACGCCUCCCGCUCCGGUCUUCCUCACGUCAAGCGCUCCAGUCGUAUCUCCGUCUUCCGAUCGACAAUAUCAUGCUCAGGAUCCUCGUGCCUAUUCACAACCCGCUUCCCGUGCUGCUUCUCUAAGCAAUCUGUCAUUGCCAUCCUCUUCAUCAGCCGCUCACUGUCGCACAGUAUAUUCUGCCAUCCUUCCCGGAGCAGCAAUCGUUAAUGCAAAACCUAAAUUACUCCUUCGACAGACGACUUCUGCUGCUGCAGGUGAUCGCUCCUCAGUGCUGGGGCAAACAUCGGGUACUAAAAUGCCCAAUCCACUUGCACGAGUGUUGCUGAAGAAGGAACUAAAGGAAGUCUUGGAAAGAAGACGAGAAUCCUUGGAAGCCUGUGAAAUAGAGGCCAAUCAAAGGCAGUAUAUCGUGCAUCGAAUGCUUAUUACUGGACUUUUGCCUGAAUAUCGUUCUGUUGAUAUUGAUAAUAUUCCUAAUGUGAUACCCUGUCUAUUGCCUAUUGAACUUAUCAGUGGUGCUCGUGUGGUACCAAGUGAAGUACCCAGUACGACAACCUCAGUGACGACCACCUCCGUCCCUGAACGUUCUUCUGUUCUACCUUCCUCAUCCUCGAUUCAAAGUAGUACGCAAGAAGUGGGCAUUUCUACCGACGACUUUUGUUUAGAACCGAAAUUGAGAUCGGUUGGAGUUCAGUCGGAAAGUUCUUUUGCCACUGCAACUACAUACACUGCCAUACCUAGCUCAAUCUAUCAUACAACUACUGCUUCACUCAGACACCAUAUGAAACAUGAUCAGUUCGAUCCAUUUAGUAUCAAUACGGAUUCAGCAGCGGUGCUGCAACCACGCUUCCAGUCCACGGAAACGCAAACAAAUGGCAUCACGACUUAUGAAGUUCAUAGCAACCAGUUGUCCAGUCGCCGUCAUCGUAGCUCAGCCAGUAAUAUAUUUUCGUCUUCCGAACCAAAUUUGCUGGAAUCUACAGCAAAAUACUUCGCAGAAUAUGAUAGGCAACUUCGGGAACAUGGACGACGAUUGAAAAAUCGUUUUGCUUUCAGCGACGAUGAUCCAGUAAACAGGGAAACCAGAAAACAGAGAGUAAUGGAUGAACUCGCGCAGAGGAAAGAAAAGAUUUCAUCUAUGAUUGACUUAUAUUCACGACCUAGUUUCCCAAUUACUCAUCCUACUUCCGAUUAUUCAUCUAUCGUUCCACAUUACGGAUCUUUGCCAAGGAUCGAUUUCCCUGCAACACGUUCUCCUCGAUCAAAUCGACGUGACCACAUAAGUCGUAAUCGUAGUCGAUCUUCAUUCGGGUACGGAUCACUUCCACGGAACUAUGAGCGCUGUACUGAACGAAAUUAUGGUGAUUCGCGGAAUGAUUAUUACCAAUCACUUCCAAUUCCAGCAGGACGUUAUGAAGCGCUUUCGAGGUCCUGGCAUAAUGUGAAUCCUACUACUGUGGAAGAUCCCAUCCUGGAUUCCAGAACGAGGCUUUAUGCCACUCGAUCCACGAAUUAUUUAGAUCCAUGGUUAUCAUAUCCGGAAUCAAAUGUCUCUUUUGGACGUCCAUUAAUGAAAGCUGCAUAUGAUGAUUUGUAUAGAGCGCAGUACAUGCCUAGUGCACGAGCACAGAAUUUUUAUGGUCCCCAAGGUCUACCUCAUACCGAUAUUAUCUCACAGUAUGCAAAUUACCUGAGUAAUCAAUUUAUAACUGACCAACAGAAGCUUAUGAGCGGUUAUCCAGCGGAGGAACUGAUGUACCUCAAUCAAGCCAAAAAACGUCCCUACUCUGUGCCUAGAUAUAGAUCCUCUACCGCCAGUGGUCAAGCACUACCUAUGAUAAAUUAUGAGGAUCCAUUGCCUUCUAUGGAGGUUGAUUCAGCAUGCUUACAUCCAAAUCAACCAAUUCAGCAACCGAUUAUUCCCGAUCCUUAUAUAAAUUUUCCCUCUUAUGCGCAAAGUAAUCAUAAUGAAAUGUGGCCUUGGUGUCAGCAGCUUCCUUACGCGAAUAGUAGCGCACUUGAUAAUAAUGCAGCACUACCUUAUCAUUAUCCCAACCAUUUUUCUCAGACACCGAAUACUCUCCCUGGAGCUUCACCUCUUCUUGGUCAGGUUUAUAGUAGGAACGACGCAAACUAUGGCUCAAGACCGUCUCAUUAUGCUACUGAGUAUGGUAAUUAUUAUCGGGACAGAGCAGCUCAUCAAUUGCCGGACUCUUCAAAUAGAAACUAUGCAGUAAGAAGUCACUAUCCUUAUAUUCCUUAUUCCACCCAAUAUCACGCAGGUAACCGUUAUCUGAACGUUGGUGAGCAAUCUUAUUCACCAAAUCAACCAUCGACAUUUAUGGAUAACUAUCCGCCAAUCUCUCAACAACCUAGCCAUGCAAUUAGAGCGUGGUCAAAUGGGAAUAUUCCGGUGAACAGUUAUGAUGCCGUUUAUCCAAAAGAAGAUGCUCUGAAUCGCAUGUAUACAACAUUGAGCUAUCAGCGUUCUAUGCGUCCACAGCAUUACGGUAAUGGUGCCACCUCACUUAUGUAUUCAUAG
Messenger RNA from Cercopithifilaria johnstoni, 2601 nucleotides. Lineage: Eukaryota; Metazoa; Nematoda; Chromadorea; Rhabditida; Onchocercidae. The record is from the annotation of a GenBank genome assembly.